AAUGAUAACGAAAAUUUAUAGUAUUAAAUUACGCCCAUGAAGAUUUCAAUUUUCUAAAUUUAAACAUAUUCGGUUAAUGUGUUGUUUAUUUUAUUUGCAAUUCAAAUAACACUUUUUUACAAAUUGUCAUUCAUGCUGUCGCGACUUGUAAACUCUUUGCCGAACGGCUUAUCUCAACAAAUAACUAAACUAUAUUUUCAAGCUCUUGUCCGGAACCAGAGAGGGACCCACAGUCAUACAGAAUACCAUCAGUUCAAUAACAUGGAUGUACAAAUCUUACCAGCGCUUCAAGACAACUACAUGUACCUUAUCAUUGAUAAGGCGACUAGAGAAGCAGCCAUUGUGGAUCCUGUUGAUCCUAACACGGUUGCGAUGGCUGUGCAGCAGCAUCAAGCUAAUUUAACUACUGUGCUGACUACUCAUCACCACUGGGAUCAUGCUGGAGGCAAUGUAAACUUAGUGAAAAUGUUUCCUAACCUGCAAGUGUAUGGUGGGGAUGAUCGCAUUGGAGCAUUGACUAAGAAGGUCCAACAUGACAGCAAGUUCAAUAUUGGAAAUUUGAAUGUGAAGUGCCUUUUCACUCCAUGCCACACUGCGGGUCAUAUCUGUUACUUCGUCAGUGCUCCUGAAGAAGGGAGUGAUCCUGUUGUAUUUACUGGAGAUACUCUAUUUCUUGGAGGUUGUGGUAGAUUCUUUGAAGGCACCGCUGACCAGAUGUACACAGCUCUGGUGCAGAUUCUGUCCCAGCUCCCAGAUCAAACCAAAGUAUUCUGUGGCCAUGAAUAUACACUCCAAAAUUUGAAGUUUGCAUCCUUUGUUGAGCCCGGAAAUGAAGAAGUAAAGAAGAAGAUGGCUUGGUCUGAACAUGCAAGGAUGUUAGGAAAACCAACUGUACCAUCAACAAUUGGUGAAGAAAAAUUGUACAACCCUUUCAUGAGAGUAAUGCAGCCUACGGUAAUGCAGCACGCCAAGACAACUGAUGUCAUUGAAACCAUGAAGGCCAUUAGACUGGAGAAGGAUCAUUUCAAGGCAUAAUCCAAACCAAGUUAUAAAUUAAACAUAUUUUUUUAUAUAUUUAUUGCAAAUGUGUUGUUUAAACUUCUGCAUUUAAAAUAUUCAUAACUUUGAUAACCAGUAAAGCUGUCCAAAAUAGUUAAUGUCAUGUCUUUAGCUCAAAUAACAACUACAGUUGUCUGGUACUCACCAAUAUAUUGUAAAUAAAACCUACAUAUUUUCAACAUCCUGUUAGAGUUCUAUAAAUUUUAAUUUUGAAAUUGACAGUGCUAUUAAUAUUGUGUUGUUGUUAAGGUUUAAUGGGUAUUGCAAUAAACUUGUUAUUUUUUUAAA
Messenger RNA from Cydia fagiglandana, 1347 nucleotides. RefSeq names its product hydroxyacylglutathione hydrolase, mitochondrial (gene tzn). NCBI's taxonomy places the organism in Eukaryota, Metazoa, Arthropoda, Insecta, Lepidoptera, Tortricidae. The record is from RefSeq and is a predicted model, not a curated record. Bases 133 to 1035 code for a protein of 300 amino acids. The transcript is spliced from 5 exons. Gene Ontology annotation, molecular function: hydroxyacylglutathione hydrolase activity.